AUGGGUUUCAGAGAAAAGGACCACGAGCUGAAAACUUUCCACUCGAUUGAACCAAUCGCUGCUCGUAUGUCCUUUCAUGGUAAAGUACAUCAAGUCAUGAACACGGAAAUACACAGCAAAGACCUUGUUACUCAAAGACCCAGCUACUCUCUGACAGUCACCAUCAGACCAUCAGACCACCAGAUGGACAGGCUGUUUGUCUCUCUGAUUGCAUUCUUAUGUGCUGUUUCCUCCAGUCAGGAUGGGAUCUCUGCAGCAGAGGUGGAGCUGAGAGUCAGACCAGGAGACAACAUCACUCUCUACUGUGACUGUAUCAUAACUACUGGAGUAUACAUUAUGUGGUAUAGGAACUGUUCUCACAACUACCAGCCUCCUCUAGUUAUUUCAACUACGUUUUUAAGUUACAUCUCUCUCCCUGGAUAUAAUGUGGUGUGGAACCCCUCUAACAACUCCUAUGAUCUACUGAUUGAGAACAUCACUGAAUCUGACCUGGGAGUCUACUACUGUGGGACUAUGGAGAACAAGCUAGUGGAUGAUGGAGGUAAAGUAGGAAUUAAACAGAAAGAGUUGUACCACAAUGGAAACAUCACCACUAGGAUUUCACUUGACACCAGUCCUCCUAAGCCCUCCUCCUCCUCCCCUCCUCCUGUAGACUGUGGGCUGUGUUGGAUGUUGCUGUUCAGUCUGUGUCCUGUGUCUGCUCUCCUCUCCUCUCUCCUCUUCUCUGCCUGUGUUUACUCAUUCUGCAGAACAACAGCUCCAACUGAGACUCAGGUUCCUCUGAACAGGACCACCACCAGGGGAAGUGACAGCGGAGAGCAGACUACUGUCAAAUACAUAAGCAUCUAUCAAUACCAGCAGAGUGUGAGACCUAUACCAUCCAUCAAUACCAGAAGAGUGUGAGACCUAUACCAUCCAUCAAUACCAG
Molecule: messenger RNA, 928 nt
Organism: Salmo salar (Atlantic salmon)
Lineage: Eukaryota; Metazoa; Chordata; Actinopteri; Salmoniformes; Salmonidae
Source: RefSeq, a predicted model, not a curated record